AUGAGUGAAGAGCAUAUGUUAGAGACUUUCCCAUCCUCUGGACGUGCGGAUGCGGACAUCGAGGAAACCGAGGACUUUGCACCCCCGCAUCACCGACCACCAAAUGCACUUCUCUACGCUAUCUUUGUCGGGUGCUUCAUUGCCAGUGCGGACGAGGCGCUGAUGAUCUCGACCUACACCUCGAUUGCCUCCGAGUUCCAGCAGCUCACCCUGGGAUCCUGGCUACUGGUCGCGUACAACUGCGGAAGUUGUGUUGCAUGCCCGGUGAUUGGCGCUCUGUGUGACAUUUACGGUCGCAAAAAGACACUGUUGGGAUCAUAUGCCGUUUUCAUUGCCGGUAGCUUCCUAUGCGGUGUCAGUGGCUCUCUGGUUACGUUAGCCGGAUCGAGGGUGAUUGCUGGUGUAGGCGGCGCUGGAAUGGUCGCAAUGACCUCCGUUAUCAUCACAGAUUUGAUCCCACCCCACGAAGUGGCACUGUAUGACGGCUACUCGAGCACUAUCAACAUGCUUGGCCGCAGUGUUGGACCUCCCCUUGGCGGGUUUCUGACGCAAACAGUCGGUUGGCGAUUGUCGUUUUUGGGUCAGAUCCCCUUCGCCGUACUGUGUCUUGUUGCUAUGAUGUGGGGUAAACCACCACCACUGGCUCACCUUGACCGUCAAGUGCAUGGAGAGCCCAAGGAAUCACACAAAAAAGACAUUGAUGUCUCUGGUAUGCUAUUUCUGACAUUCACGGUUGUGGCUUUGAGCGCUCUGGUAGAGUAUGUGACUGCUCCGGAUGCAGAGGGUCAGAAUGCAGCGGUCAUUUUCUUUCUUUUGGUGGCUACUCUGGUGGCUGGUGUUGGGUUCGCCGUCGUGGAGGGAUUCUAUGCUACGAACCCGCUGCUACCAGUGCAUCUAAUAAAAGGACCCUUCGGGGCUUGGUGUCUGAUGGAGCUUCUAAUUUACAUUGGGCGUGGCGCGCUCCUAACGCACCUAACUCCGUAUCUCAUCCGUGUCGAGGGCUGGAGUGAUGCAUGGGCAUCUUUUGCGUUUGUUGGAAAUGUUCUGGGUAUCGCAUCUGGGGGGCUUGCGGCUGGAUAUGCGAUAAAAAGAUACAAGCGAUAUCGCAAACUCGGGAUAUCCUCUCAUGCCCUCACCACUCUUGCCUACCUCCUGCUUUUCGUCGAGUGGCGCAAUGGCUGCACGAUCUGGCAAGCUGGUCUCCCCUCACUCCUGGGUUUAGGAACCGGGCUCAUGUACACCGUCAAUUUCAUCGGCUUGGCCACCACCUCUCCGAAAGAAAGUAUGCCCGCGUGUAUUGGUACGAUUGAACUUUGUGAAUCUCUCGGGUUUAUUGUGGGUCCUGCCAUUAGCACCGCAAUGAUCCAGAAGAUGUUUGCAUAUAGUCUCGCGAUGACCAUGCCCAGGGUGCCUGGCCUGUCCGAAACAAUUCAUCACAUCCUCGAUGACGCGCGGUUUUCCUUUACCCUUGGCGAUGCCAUCCAGCAGAUCGCGCGGACUAGCUACCUGCAGGCUUUUCAAUAUGUACCACUCUUUGCCACGGUUUGCAGCGGAGCAGCGUUGGCUAUUUUCAUGCGUACCAAUACCGGCGACCUGUUAGAAUAA
Aspergillus aculeatinus CBS 121060 is the source of this 1605-nucleotide messenger RNA. Its product is annotated as putative transporter. Gene Ontology annotation, biological process: transmembrane transport; basic amino acid transport. The coding region runs from base 1 to 1605 and encodes 534 amino acids. NCBI's taxonomy places the organism in Eukaryota, Fungi, Ascomycota, Eurotiomycetes, Eurotiales, Aspergillaceae. The transcript has 10 exons. The record is from RefSeq and is a predicted model, not a curated record. Gene Ontology annotation, cellular component: fungal-type vacuole membrane. Gene Ontology annotation, molecular function: basic amino acid transmembrane transporter activity.